Molecule: messenger RNA, 951 nt
Organism: Chanos chanos (milkfish)
Lineage: Eukaryota; Metazoa; Chordata; Actinopteri; Gonorynchiformes; Chanidae
Gene: car15
Product: carbonic anhydrase 15
Exons: 8
Coding region: 1-951 (316 amino acids)
Cellular component (GO): plasma membrane
Molecular function (GO): zinc ion binding; carbonate dehydratase activity
Source: RefSeq, a predicted model, not a curated record
AUGGUGUUAAUGUACCUGGUCAUUUGCUCUGUCGUUUUAUUACCAUCUUCAUCGUCAGACUUUUGUUAUGAUGAAGGAUACUGUGAUCCAUAUGCGUGGGGAGACUAUUUUCCUUCUUGCCAUCCCAUAAUAGAAGGACAUCACUCGCCAAUCAACCUGGAUCACCAGGUGAGGAGGAACUUGUCUCUGGACAUGCUGCACCUGGAGGGCUUUGACUCGACCCAGAGAGGGAGGUGGCGGUUGAAAAACGAUGGUCACUCCAUCAUGCUGGAGGUGGACAGCGGCAUGACGGUGAGCGGUGGUGGACUUCCUGGGACGUAUGAAACCGUCCAGCUGCAUUUUCACUGGGGCAGUUCAUCGACCAACGGAUCAGAACACACCAUCGGACAGCUCAGGUUCCCCAUGGAGAUGCACAUAGUGAACAUGAAGUCCAUCCACCCCAACCUGACCGCUGCUCUGGAUGACCCAACCGGCCUCGCCGUUCUGGGGUUCUUCAUCGACGUUGCUUAUGCUGACAAUGUUAACUUCAGACCCAUCUCAGACGCAGUUCCAUCCGUCGCCUACAAAGGGCAAACGGCGUCUAUUAGACCGUUCCCGCUGAUAAGCCUUCUACCUCAGAACAACCUGUCACAGUAUUAUCGUUACCAUGGCAGCCUCACCACUCCGCCCUGCUCACAGGUGGUCCUGUGGACCGUCUAUGAGGCCCCUAUUUACAUCUCCUGGGCUCAGCUGAAGCAGUUUGUGAAUGGAGUGUAUUCCACAGAGGAGGGGGCCGAGAAACAGGCUCACCUGCAUAACAACUUCAGACACAUCCACCCGACUUUCAGCCGCACUGUUUACGCCUCCAAAGACGCCAGAGUGCUCACGGACGCUACCUGCCCUCCUCUGUCUGGAGCCGCCUUCACACUCCUCAUCGCUCUCACGGUCACUGGUCUCAGCUCUGCGCUCUAA